AUGAAUCUGGUGUCUGUUUUUGAUCUCCCGACGAAGAAUAUGGCCAAUGAAAGGUUUUGGGUUGCCCUAAACUACACUUCACGAUCUGAUAGUGAGCAAAUCGAAGGGUUUUGGCCACCUGUUCUAGUGUCGGUGUUGGCAAAGAAGCAUCAGGAAGAAGCAGUUUGGUGUAUCUAUGCAACAAGGAUACCUGAGAUGAGCUCUCUAGGAUUUGAUGAAACAGGAUCGCACUCACUAACCAAGAAAACUGGAGCCUGA
This is a messenger RNA of Lactuca virosa, 258 nucleotides long. The record is from the annotation of a GenBank genome assembly. Lineage: Eukaryota; Viridiplantae; Streptophyta; Magnoliopsida; Asterales; Asteraceae.